Molecule: messenger RNA, 1635 nt
Organism: Clunio marinus
Lineage: Eukaryota; Metazoa; Arthropoda; Insecta; Diptera; Chironomidae
Source: the annotation of a GenBank genome assembly
GAAACUUUUUAAUGAACUCAUGAAGCAUUCCUUAUUUAAACCAAGUCCCCAAGGAUCACGUUUGCUUAUUCGCAAAAUGUCUUUCACAGCGACUGGAAUUCUUUUUAUUUUUCUCUUGAAAAAUGUAGAAUCGGGUUUUCGAUUUCAAAUCAUCCAUGGCUACGACACUGCCAUCAAAAAUCAUCCACAUCAAGCAUCUUAUCAUUCACAAAAUGUGUUUGUUUGUGGAGCAUCAGUUUUGUCUGAGAAAUACGUUUUAACUGCUGCUCAUUGCACUGAACAAUAUAGGAGAGAUGUCACAGUAAGAGUCGGUUCAUCAUUUUACAACAAAGACGGAGUGGUCAUUGCUGUUGCUGAAAUUUUUCAGCAUCCCGGCUUUGAUUUAAUAUCUUACAAUAAUGAUUUUUCAGUACUUUUACUUGAACAAGAAUUAGCCUUCAGUGACAGCAUCAAACCUGUUUAUCUUCCAAAUGACAAUGAAAUUAUUCCGACUGGAACUGAGUGCAAAAUAUCGGGAUUCGGUGUGAAAGCCGAAAACUCUAUGACAGCUUCGGAACAACUUCAAGCAACUGAUGUAAUCGUAGUUGAUCAUGCAAAAUGCGCUGAAAGCUAUAUCGCAUCUCCUUUGUUUUUCGAAAUUACGGAACAAAUGAUUUGUGCUGCUGAUGCAGAUCCUGAAAGUUCAAAAGAUAACCGAGACAGCUGUUCAGGCGAUUCAGGUGGCGCAAUUAUUUGUUCAGGAUAUCAAGUUGGAGUAAUUUCAGCUGGGAAUGGUUGCGGACGUGAAAAUUUUCCAGGAAUUUAUGCAAGUGUUGCACAAGGUCGAGGUUGGAUUAGAGAUAUUACUGGUAUUUAAAUUGCUAACCAGUAAGUUUGUUCAAUAAAGAAAUCUUCGCAAUUGUUCUUUUUCUCUUCAAUCAUCAUUUAUCAAUCUUCAGUCAAAUAUUUGAUAGAAAAUUUAUGUUUAUCGCUUCAUUUGUAUUUAUAAAAUGUUUAUGAAAUUCUGCAAGAGUUUUCUUCAUCACAAUCGAUCUUAUGCUUAACAUUAUUAAUGCUGACUCUUUGAUCAGCAUGCAACAAUGGAAUAUUAUCAAUUAUUCUUUGGAUCGAUUGUCAAGGCGCCACAAAAAAAAGCAACAACAAUCAACGAUUUGCGACACCAUUCAAGAAGAAAUCAACAAAUGUUUGUUUUCGUAAACUACUCACAAAGAUUUCUAUGACAAUCAGAAGACAAAUAAAUAAAAGUUUGUGUCGAAUUCCUUUUCGAUGAAUGUUUAUUUGUUGUCGCUCGUGAUUGUUGUCAUGAAUGGUGUAGAAUAUUUAUUUAAGCCCUUAAAUGACGAUUUAUCUUCACUCGAAAAUGAAAUAUUAGAAUUCCAGAAAUCAUCAAGUUUCUGUUGGAAAUUCUAAAAAUAAAUUGCAUAAAACUACAUAAAUUUCAAACAUAUGUUGGCAAUAAACUAUUUCAAACGAAGCUUAUGCGAAUCGUAAAAAUAUCGCAAAACUAAAUGCUUAAAAAAACAUAAAAGUUAUUUUCUGUCAUAAAAAAGAAAUUAUUCGUGUAUUUAUAGAAAUUUGAGAAAAGUUUUCCACAAUGCUCGUAUUUAAGUAUAUAAAACAAAUUACUUAUACAAA